GUGUAGCGGUGCCUACGUGGGAGAGAGGUGCCACCUGCCCAACCCCUGCCUGAGCUCCCCCUGCAAGAAUGCCGGCACCUGCACCGCCGUGGUACGCGGCGGCACCGCCGACUACACCUGCGCCUGCCGCCUGGGCUUCACCGACGAGCUGUGCCUCACGCCCCGCGAUAACGUCUGCCUCAGCAACCCCUGCCGCAACGGGGGCACCUGCGACCUGCUCACGCUCAGCAAAACCUGCCAGCAGGCUGACCCCUGUGCCUCCAACCCCUGUGCCAACGGGGGCCAAUGCGUCCCCUUCGAAGCUCACUACGUCUGCCGCUGCACCUCUGGCUUCCACGGGGCCAACUGCAAGCAGGAUGUGGGCACCUACCAGUGCUCCUGCAAGCCGGCGUACACCGGGCAGAACUGUGAGCACCUCUACGUGCCCUGCAACCCCUCGCCCUGCCAGAACGGAGGCACCUGCCGCCAGAUCGGAGACACGACCUACGACUGCACCUGCCUGCCAGGGUUCACAGGUCAGAACUGUGAAGAGAACAUCAAUGACUGCCCAGGCAACAACUGCAAGAACGGGGGCACCUGUGUGGAUGGUGUCAACACCUACAACUGCCAGUGCCCACCUGAGUGGACAGGUCAGUACUGCACUGAGGAUGUGGAUGAGUGCCAGCUGAUGCCCAAUGCCUGCCAGAACGGUGGCACCUGCCACAACAACCAUGGUGGCUACAACUGUGUGUGUGUCAAUGGCUGGACGGGCGAGGACUGCAGCGAGAACAUCGAUGACUGUGCCAUGGCUGCCUGUUUCCAUGGGGCCACCUGCCACGACAGGGUGGCCUCCUUCUACUGCGAGUGUCCCCACGGCCGCACAGGUUUGCUGUGCCACCUUGAUGACGCCUGCAUCAGCAACCCCUGCAACGAGGGCUCCAACUGUGACACCAACCCUGUCAAUGGCAAAGCCAUCUGCACGUGUCCUUCGGGGUACAUGGGGCCAGCCUGCAACCAGGAUGUGGACGAGUGCUCACUGGGAGCCAACCCUUGUGAGCAUGCAGGGAAGUGCAUCAACACCCAAGGGUCCUUCCAGUGCCAGUGUCUGCAGGGCUACUCGGGCCCUCGCUGUGAGAUUGAUGUCAACGAGUGCCUCUCCAACCCCUGCCAGAAUGAUGCCACCUGUCUGGACCAGAUCGGGGAGUUCCAGUGCAUCUGCAUGCCUGGCUAUGAGGGGGUUUACUGCGAGAUCAACACAGAUGAAUGUGCCAGCAGCCCCUGCCUGCACAACGGCAACUGCCUUGACAAGAUCAAUGAGUUCCACUGCGAGUGCCCCACUG
Acanthisitta chloris (rifleman) is the source of this 1319-nucleotide messenger RNA. RefSeq names its product neurogenic locus notch homolog protein 1-like. Lineage: Eukaryota; Metazoa; Chordata; Aves; Passeriformes; Acanthisittidae. Gene Ontology annotation, cellular component: protein-containing complex; plasma membrane. The annotation marks the transcript as partial. Gene Ontology annotation, biological process: heterophilic cell-cell adhesion; establishment or maintenance of epithelial cell apical/basal polarity. The record is from RefSeq and is a predicted model, not a curated record. The transcript has 8 exons. Gene Ontology annotation, molecular function: calcium ion binding.